Molecule: messenger RNA, 3651 nt
Organism: Solea solea (common sole)
Lineage: Eukaryota; Metazoa; Chordata; Actinopteri; Pleuronectiformes; Soleidae
Gene: nr2f6a
Product: nuclear receptor subfamily 2, group F, member 6a
Exons: 6
Coding region: 1208-2419 (403 amino acids)
Biological process (GO): negative regulation of transcription by RNA polymerase II; cell differentiation; anatomical structure development
Molecular function (GO): RNA polymerase II cis-regulatory region sequence-specific DNA binding; nuclear receptor activity; zinc ion binding
Source: RefSeq, a predicted model, not a curated record
ACACACACACACACACACUUACAGGUUGGGGAAAACAGGGGCAGGAGGAAGAUGAAAAAAGCUAAUGUUGGUUAAUCCAGACUGUCUGCUGCUUUGGCCAUCCUCAUGAAUCAUAAUUUAAUAAUUAAUUUGUGGACUCAGAACCUGGGAGAAGAGAGGAGAUGAGAUGAGCACCCAUCACUCCGACCCCCACCUCCUGUUAGCCACAGCCAAAGGGGAAAAGCCUCACUCACUCUCAGAAACACACCGCGGACGGAAAGCAGCAGCAGCAGCCACAUAGGGCUAGGCCGCAAGUCAUUAGUUCUUGGUGGGCAAGCACUGACAAAAGCCUGGAGGGAGAAGCCUCGCAUGAGGAGAGGAGGAGGAAGCACAGGAACUAAGGCGGACAGACUGUCUCUCCCCCCCCGUUCUUGUUUUUCUUGUCUGUCCAGAGAGGCAGCAGCAGCACGGAGGAUAUAGUGGUGCUACAACAACAAGAGGGAGCGAGAGAGAGGGAGCACUUCCCUGUGCUGGAGAUCAACUGGGUGUUUUGGAAGGGAGGUGACCUCCGUCUCCUGCUACUGAAGCUGGUGGUGCCUUUAAGGACACCCGCACCAAAGUGUUGCUGUUGUCGUCGCGGUGUAGACGACAAGUCGAUUUGUUGUUUAUCUGAAAAUGCCGCUGAGAGGAUUACAGCAGUAGAGCGGGCGUGCUGCGUUCACUGCCUCAGCUUCGCUGGAUGGCACGGAGCUGUACAGCGAGGGGGAAAGCUGCGGUCCGUAAACGCAGCACAGACAGCCACACUAGCCGACCGUUCGCUCGUUCUCAGGUCUCCGGACUGAACGCGGCUGACGGGCAGCAUAUCUUCAACCAUUCGGGAGAGAAGGAAACAAGAUGAGGACACCGAUGGACAAAUAGGAGACAGAAAGCGGAGGAAAACCCGUCAAACACUCGAUAUUAAAAAGUUGCCACGGUGGAGACUGUUUCCAGGUCAUAGUGGAGUGGGAGGGGACUGAGCUGCUCUUGUUUUUUGUUUCUUACUUUUUUUGUUUCAGUAUAAAAUAAGACUGCGAUAGCACAUUAGAACACAUACGGUUAAGAAGUCAUCUUCUUCCACACCGUCCACCCAAGACUUUUCAUAUUAUUCGAUAUUUAUGUUACCUUGACGGCAAGCAGAAACAUUGGCUGUCUGUCCAAUUUUUCUCUGCGGUGGUUCGGUAACCAAGCGAUGGCCAUGGUGAGUGGGGGCUGGGGAGAUCCUAACGGGGGCACCAACGGGCUGGGGGACAAGAGCUACCUGAGAGGGGAGGAAGAGGACGGUUCUCCUCAGGCGGGGGGCAGCGACAUGGAGGCCGGAGACGACGACAAGGCGUGCGUGGUGGACUGCGUAGUGUGCGGGGACAAGUCCAGCGGAAAACACUACGGCGUGUUCACAUGUGAGGGCUGCAAGAGCUUCUUCAAGAGGAGCGUCAGACGCAAUCUCAGCUAUACCUGCAGGUCAAACAGAGAAUGUCAGAUUGACCAGCACCACAGAAACCAAUGCCAGUACUGUCGCCUGAAAAAGUGUUUCCGUGUUGGCAUGCGCAAAGAAGCAGUUCAACGCGGACGCAUCCCUCCUCAGGCAAGCCUCAGCCCCUCCAUCACUCCCAUAGGUGGCGCCAGUGUCCUUGGAGGUGGUGAGUUUUACAACAAUGGAGGAAGUGGCGGCGGUCAGCCCGUGUCUGAGCUCAUCUCUCAGCUGCUGCGAGCUGAGCCAUAUCCCAGCAGUCGCUAUGGGCACCAGUACAACCAACAGGCCGGUCCAGAUAAUGCCAUGGGCAUUGAUAAUAUUUGUGAACUGGCUGCCCGCCUACUCUUCAGCAUCGUAGAGUGGGCCAGAAGCAUCCCGUAUUUCCCCGAGCUGCCUGUUUCGGACCAGGUGGCCCUGCUGAGGCUGAGCUGGAGCGAGCUGUUCAUCCUCAAUGCGGCCCAGUCGGCUCUGCCGCUCCACAUGGCUCCUUUACUGGCUGCAGCCGGCUUCCACUCCUCGCCCAUGUCUGCUGAGCGUGUGGUUUCCUUCAUGGAUCAGGUGAGGGUGUUCCAGGACCAGGUGGACAAGCUGACCAGGUUGCAGGUGGACUCGGCUGAGUACAGCUGUCUCAAGGCCAUCGCACUGUUCUCGCCAGAUGCUUGUGGUCUGACAGACGCAGUCCACGUGGAGUCUCUGCAAGAGAAGGCUCAGGUGGCUCUGACGGAGUACGAGAGGAUGCAGUACCCCAGUCAGCCACAGCGUUUCGGCCGCCUGCUCCUGCGUCUCCCUGCCCUGCGCGCCGUUCCCGCCAACCUCAUCUCCCAGCUCUUUUUCAUGCGUCUGGUAGGAAAGACGCCCAUUGAGACGCUGAUCCGUGACAUGCAGCUCUCUGGAAGCUCAAUCAGCUGGCCGUAUGUCCCAGGACAGUAGCUCCCUCUACCCGGAUGGACAUGGUUUUUGUCUGGGAUUAGUGACGACAAGGACCCAUAAAGAGACCUCCUGACGCAUCAUUAUCCAUCUGUGUUGCUUUCAAACUGCAGUGCCAGCUGGCUGUCUCAUGUACUUUACUGUAACUGCUCUACUCCCUCCUCAUGAAACGAGGCCUCUGUCUCCACACGACCUGUCGGAGAAGACGCAUGAGACGAUGCCAGCCUGGAUCUGGUUCUCAGGCCAGAGAACAGUUCUUCAUGCUGGGCUACAAUAUGGCCCUCACUGUCAGACAUGUAGCCACCUACAUGCUAUAGUGACGAAAGACGUUGCAGUUUCAUGUAGAGGGCAGCAGCACCCUGCUACAAACUGCCCUGUCACUGGAAGUCAGCUGAGACAUUUUUCCCACACAAGACUCAUUUUCCAUGACUGGAGAUUUGUGAUAUAGAAACCUUUUUAUCACACAACAGUAACAUUACAUCUAUGACUAUAACGAUCCCAAUUGAACAGUCUAAAGUAGUAGGUGCGCCAUUGACUGGAUAUACAGACACAGUACGAGCCUUUUUGUUGACAAGACAAUUAUGAUUUCACUGCUCUUACCUCAACAGUGGAGGACAAACAAUGGCUCAAAAGAACGACGAGUGAAAUAAAACCAAGGAAAGUUCACCAAAGUUUCAUCAGAUGAUUUUUUUUUUUUUAUAUAUAUAUAGAAUUAGUACAUAAAGCAGAGAGAUGGAAACAAACAGACUCUUGUGACUGCCUGACCAUCAAGUCAGCAAUGCAUUUAUUUCAUUCACAAGGCUCUCGGUCGCUGUAGUUUUAGAAGAAUUAAAACGAGAAGAGUGACAGGAGAACGGACAAUUACCUCAAGAGACAUCAGAAUGCUUUAGUCUGAUAUUUCCAAAACACAAACCUCUGUAAACGUUGUUCACCAGAAACCGCCUUCUUUUUCAACUGCCUUGUUAUUCAGUAUGAAUUUGGGACACCUAAUGAAGGAUGAAAUGAGACUUGUGAGUGUUACAAACGUGCUUCAUGUACAUUUUUGAAAAAAAAAAAAAAAGAAAUCCCGAGUAAAUUUCGUCCAUGAUUUUAAUUUUGACUGACGGAAUACGGUGACUUGAGCUAUUAAACAUUGUUUAGAGCAAGAUUUUGGAUUUUUUCCUUUUCCAAUGACCGUCACAUGCAUAAAUAAACUUGGGUUCCAUUACAAUAAACUAUGAAAACAAUUUCAAACA